Perca fluviatilis (European perch) is the source of this 6529-nucleotide messenger RNA. Its product is annotated as AP2-associated protein kinase 1-like. Lineage: Eukaryota; Metazoa; Chordata; Actinopteri; Perciformes; Percidae. Gene Ontology annotation, molecular function: protein kinase activity; ATP binding. The record is from RefSeq and is a predicted model, not a curated record. The transcript is spliced from 21 exons. The coding region runs from base 655 to 4140 and encodes 1161 amino acids. Gene Ontology annotation, biological process: protein phosphorylation.
CAGCAUUCUUCCCACUAGCAUUUACUGUUUGUAGCUACGUUAGCUCUGUCAUUAAGUCAGUUCACCAGCCUUCAUACAGCCUGCUGGACGCAUAAAAGCAGUGGAGGUCAUCUUUAACUACGAUACAGACGAGUAGAGCAGCAGGUGAACAUUUCGGGUGCAUGAUAUCGGUUGAGAUGUGUAAUAAGCUGCAUUGGACAUUAAGGUCCUACCUGGCUAUCAGCCUAUCAACUGACAGCUGUCACCGCACCUAGCUGCUUAGCUAGCUGCAUAGGUGAGCUAACGGCUAACAAGUGUUUUUCGGGCGAAUUUAGCCAGGCAGUGCUGCUCUCCGUUCAGAGUGGAAACCGGUGACUUCCGCAUGAACGUUAUAACUAUCUCAGUAUUUUCUCAACAAUAUUCGACUCCGCCUGCUGUUCAAAUGAGUUAGCCAAAGAGCGUCGGACCGCAGUGUUUGGGAUAUUUUGAGGUCCAGCUAGUUAGCUAGCAUUUAGCUUUAAGCUAGCUGACUAAAUUCAUUCAAUUAUUGAAAACCUGCUAAAGCGCUAACGUUAACACCAGAGCCUCAACGAACAGUUUUAUCCAAUCACAGUUGUUCUGCUACUAAUAUAUAUUGGACUUGGCCGUGCUUUGGAUAACCUCGGGGGGGGGGAAAUGAAGAAAUUUUUUGAUUCUCGUCGGGAGUUGGUGAGCUCUGGGCCGGGCUCCGGAGUCGGUGGAGGAGGCGCUGGUUCCGGCGGCGGUGGCAGCUUCAUCGGAAGGGUCUUCACCAUCGGACGAUAUCAAGUGACCGUCGAGGAAAUCGUCGCCGAAGGAGGUUUUGCAAUCGUUUUUUUGGUGCGGACUCAUCAAGGCGUACGUUGUGCACUAAAAAGGAUGUAUGUCAACAAUGAACAUGAUCUGCAAGUCUGCCAACUUGAGAUACAGAUUAUGAGGGACCUAGUGGGCAACAAAAACAUAGUUGGUUAUCUGGACUCCAGCAUAACUGCAGUUGGAGCUGACGAUGUGUGGGAAGUCCUAAUCUUAAUGGACUUCUGUCGAGGUGGGCAGGUGGUUAAUCUAAUGAACCAGCGGCUACAGACAGGCUUCACUGAAGCCGAGGUGUUACAGAUCUUUUGUGACACGUGCGAGGCGGUCGCUCGUCUCCACCAGUGCAAGACUCCAAUCGUCCAUCGAGAUCUUAAGGUGGAAAAUAUUCUUCUGCAUGACCGGGGACACUACGUGCUCUGUGAUUUUGGAAGUGCCACCAACCACUUCCAAAACCCUGAGACAGAGGGGGUGGCAGUCGUGGAGGAGGAAAUCAAAAAGUACACUACUCUGUCAUACCGCGCUCCAGAGAUGGUCAACCUCUAUGGUGGAAUGAUAAUCACAACAAAGGCAGACAUUUGGGCCAUGGGUUGUCUUCUCUAUAAGCUGUGCUACUUCACGCUACCUUUUGGGGAGAGCCAAGUAGCGAUCUGUGAUGGAAGUUUCACAAUCCCAGACAACUCCCGCUACUCCCAGGAUAUGCACUGUCUCAUCAGAUACAUGCUCGAACCUGACCCAGAUAAGAGACCAGACGUCUACCAAAUAUCCUACUUUGCCUUUAAACUGGCACGACGAGAGUGUCCGGUCCCAAAUGUACAUAAUUCACCUAUUCCUGCAAAACUUCCCGAGCCCAUUAGAGCCAGUGAAGCAGUGGCCAAAAAGAGUCAAACCAAAGCCAGGCUCACAGACCCCGUUCCUACCAUGGAAACCUCCAUUGCACCUCGCCAACGACCCAAGGCUGGCCAGGCUCAGCCCCAGCCGAUAUCAGGCAUUCUUCCCAUCCAGCCAGCUCUCACCCCACGCAAGAGACCCACUGUGGCUGCUGGAGCACCCCAGGCCAUAGGUGUUGGUAUCAAUGUCCCGCCACCAGCUUCAGCCGCUGUGCAAGCUGCUCAACAGGCUCCUGCUGCACAGGCUGCACCGCAGCCAGCUCCCACAGCCAACAUGCAGCCACAGGCUACACCACAGCAUCAGCAGCUUCUCAUGAAGCAGCAGCAAGCCUCAGCCUUUCUAAGCCCACAGAGUAACCAGCAGCACCAACUGAUACAGAGCCUCCAGCAACAACAAACAGCGUCUCAGCCGUCUACCCUGCUGCAGUCCAAAGUUAAGCCUGUUCAUCCAGUUAGUGCCCUGCAACUGCCACACCAGCAGCAUGUAGCUCUUGUCCAUGUCCAUGAAACUGCAGCUUCUCUUCUGACCCCCAUCCCUGAGUCUGCAGUCGUUGGUCCUGCAGCUGACCCAGAGACGGCUGACCGAGUGAUUCACAAAGUCGGCUCAAUGACACCCCCCUCGUCGCCAAAGAUGGCCCCUAAAAGCGGCCACAGACGCAUUUUGAGCGAUGUCACUCACAGUGCCGUGUUCGGGGUCCCGGUCAGCAAAUCCACCCAGCUACUGCAGGCAGCCGCAGCUGAGGCUGGCCUCAACAAGUCCAAAUCAGCCAGCACGACUCCUUCUGGCUCCCCCUGCUCGUCCCAGCAGAGUGUUUAUCAUCCAGGUGAUGCUAACGCCCAAUCGGCCCUUACUGCACCCAGCGCUCAGCCCAGCUGGAACCCCUUUGGGGAUGAUAACUUCUCCAAGCUAACAGCAGAGGAGCUGCUUAACAAAGACUUUGCAAAGUUAGCGGAGACUGCCACACCAGGAGAGAAGGUCACAGGCUCCACUGAAAAUCUCAUUCCAGGGCUCAAUGCGUUUCCAGCUGAAAGGUCGGCAGACAUCAUGAGUGCAGGUUCAGCGUUGUUGACUGUCCCGGACCCCUUUAAUACCCUCUCCCUCUCUGACACCACAGAGAAGCUGAUUGAGGGACUGAAGUCCCCGGAAACUUCUCUGCUGCUCCCCGACCUCUUAACACCGGCCAACCCCUUCAAUAGUUCUGCAGAGAGCUCCACCAACGUGAAGGCAGAGGUGUGUGUGGAUUCACUGAUUCCUGGUUUGGAAGCCCCCCAGGCCCAGCGACACUCGGGCCAGCCAGAGCUCCUCCCUGCCAGCAUACCAGACUCUCUCACUGGGGAGGACUCUGUGCUGGGUUGCGACCUGUUAUCUCAUACUUCUCCUCAUGGAAGCCAGUCUGUUUCUGCUCUCCCGUCCUGCUCCUCCUCCUGCUCCUCUGCUCCUCCUGGAUCCGGCUCUGGAUCCUGUCUGGAGGAGCUGCUGCCUGGUCAGACAGCUUCUGACUCUGCUUUUCUCAUGCCGUGUGGGGAGAAGGGCAAUGACGACGAGUUUGACCCUAUUCCCGUGCUUAUCUCCAAAAACUCAAAUCAAGAUGUUCAAGGGGAAAGCAAUGGCUACUCAGUUCUUAGUGAGGGACAGGAGACUGAACCUGCAAAAAGAGAAUCUCGCGCAAACGAGGGAUGUGUGCACUCCAGCGAUGAUGAAGAAGAAGAGGAGGAGGAGGAGGAUGAAGCCCACGAAGAAGAGCAGCAGGAUGAUGGAGCCGUUGAGAGUCAGGCAGCCGUCCAGGACUGCAGCGGCUCCAGACCUCUGCUGCUCGACUCGGAGGACGAAGAAGAACCUCGGUUAUUCGUCCACUCGUCACCGCUCUCCAGCGCAGUCCCAACGCAACCGCCCGCUACCUUCCACCAACCAACUCCGAGCACCUUCGCUCCGAAUCAUUCCCAGCAUGUACACGAGCCAGCAAAAGGGCCAGAUGUCGGCGCAGACGUUUUCUCCAAAGCACCCUUUCGCGUUGCGCAAGAAGAAACUGCCGACGUGUUUGCCAGCGCUCCGUUUCCACGCGGCCCCCUUGCGGCUCCGCAGCACUUCGACGUAUUCUCUCAGGCUCCGUUCGGAAAAAGAAAAGAGGCUCCAGGAGCUCCGCAAUCGUAUCCUCAUGGGUCUGGAGUUCAUCACGCUGUGACCGCUGACCACGGCGUGUUGGGACAAGUUGUCCAGCAGCCGUUCCGCCCACAAGCUCUGGCCAAAUAUUCCAGACACUUUGAGGGACCUGCGCCGCACAAGCCAGUAGCAGCUCACCGGGUAGUGUCGAACGUGAGCAGGCAAGCCGCUGUGGCGUCGGUCCCCGUCGGACCUCUUCACUCAUGGACCUCGGAAGUGAGCGCCGUAGACCCUUUCGUCUCUGCCCCCUUUCACCUCAAGGCCCCGCAAGAAAAGCCCUGAGCGCACGCUCGGGAGAGGUCAGCGCUCAUAACUGAAUUAUGCAAACCAUUACAGGCGUCCUGCAUGCUGUUGCAAGCGCUGCAGCUGGACUGCAGGCCUGCAUGGAUCUCAUUCUUAACUGGCUCCAAUUAGUGGUAGUGCGAGGUCAUCUUUACACUUGAAUGCUCCAUUAGAGUAAGAAAACUGACAUAAAUCCUUGACUCCUAGUCUCUUCUUUUUUUUUUAUAAUAUUUCCUGUCGCGUCCUUUUACCUUUUUUUGAAUCGUCCUUGGUCCUUUUGGUACGUACAUCUACAACACAAAGACAAUAUGGUGGUCAAGCAUUUGAUUGUUUUCUUGCCUACCUCAGUUAAUUUUCGUAUCGGCGCUAAAACACCACGCAGUGACGUGAUUCGUAGUAGGGGUGUCACAAUUUUCCGAUUUUUAAAUCAAAAUUGAGCUUUCAAUUUCGACUAUCGUAAUCAAAAGCAGGGUCGGCGAUUACCCCAGUAUCUUUGUUUCUCUCCCCACCUGCACCUACUUGCGCACGUCCAAAGAAAAACAGCAUAGCUUACCGGCUGGUAGCAUGCAGCUAAAGACACAAGGUAACGUUAAUUUAGCGGUAGCCUGCAGCUGCUCUUUUCCAGACCCCAUGGCCACUGCCGGAGUCUGAGAUAACGGAGGAACAACCGAACUGGAAACUCCUCCUGCUGCUUCCCUGAAGUCACCGUGUGGCAACAUUUAUUCCCCCCCGUGAGUGAGUUAUGGAAAUAGAAUGAAGGUAAAGCACGUGGGCUCCGGCGGGACUUCAUGGUGCGUUCAUGUGGAUCUCGGUAAACUAAUGGUGUUUUCACUUGCACUUUGUUAAUUUUGAGAAACUCGAGCUGUUGUAAAGUACCCUUCUGCCAUCUAGUGGCUCUUCUUGUGGCGUUGCUGUCACUGCUGAAAAGAAAAUGUUUAAAUAGAAAAUUGAAUCGAAUCGUGACACCCCUAGUUCGUAGAACGUCUGCAGCUUUGGCAGUUUCAUUUCCUGUAUAUUUGAGCUUCACUGUGAAACUAUGGUCUGAUCACGCCUCAUUCCUCCUCUUGUAUUAGUUCUUAUAAUUCAACAAGAUCAUGACUUCACAGAAGCUCGGAAGAGGAAAAGACACUGUAAAGAUGUUUCGGGGGAAUGUAUCUGUAAUUACAUCAACGUUACAAUGAUUCCCCUCAAAGGCCAUAGUUUUGGGCUCUUUGGUCUUCGUGCCUGACAGUUUGUUACAAGGCAGAUGCUGGAUAAUGAUGCAUUCAAGAAUAACAUUUGUUGAUAUGAAAUGUAACUUUUGUUUCAUUCCAAAAUGUUUGCAUUUUGUCAUGUUUUAUGUUUGUGGUCACUACUCUGUCUAAUUUAAAUGGAAUAUCGGUGUCUAUUCCACGUAACGUCCAAACCGUCAUUAAAAUGUUAUACAGAAAACUCAUUAUAGUUGUUCCUAUGUUAGAUACGUGUAGAAGACUCCCUUUUCUUGGUUUCUACUUCCUUUACAAGAUGAUAUCUCUGAAGCCUUACACCCUUACAGUACAUCCCUCCAACCACAUCAAACAGCAUAAAUCACUUUUGCCUUUUGUGCCCUCCUUAAAAAAACUGCCGCGUUUACAUCGUUUUAUUGCACUUCAUUGCAUUCAGCACCAAAAUACUUGUGAACAAUCAUGUACAACUUCCUUUUGCUGUCUGCGGUCCACUAAUGCACCGAGAUUUUCAUUCAACUCUGUAAUACAUCUCUAUCGUAGGUCUCUAUAAACUCCAAAUGUGUACUCACUGUGACUCACACUGAUGUGAAAACUUUGCUUCACAGUUCCAGUCAGGGAUUGUAUCGGUAGUGUCUUGUAAGUGAGAACUUGAAUGGUGACUGAUUGAUGACAUUCCUUUUUGAAUUUAUUUCCAUCGUCAUUUGGGAAUAUUUUUUUGUCUUUUGUGCUUUGUAAAAUCAUGGAACACUCUUUGGUUCUCACCACGGCACCUUUUUAAGAAAAGGGGAUCCAACCUGUUUCAGCCCAAAGUUUAAUUCAUGUAUUCCUCUGUUGCAAUGUAAAAUCCUCUGCUUUCUUUUUGAAGUGUACAAUCUUUUUUUUUUAUAUAUAUAUAUAUAAUUUUUUUUUUUUUUUUUCUCUCACCCAAAUUGUAUACAUGAAGGUUGCACAUAGUCACUGACACAGAGUCAAGGGUUCCCUUAAGAAGAAUGUGUUUUGAGUUUAACACCGCUGUAAAAUGUAUUUCAAACCGUUGUAUAGGAAAUCUUCGGAGGAUUCAACAACAUGAUGAUAAUACUGUUGGACAAAAAAAGCACUCUAACUACUUGCUGCACAGCCUACCUUUAAAAACUGUUAUAAUAUGUAAGUCAUAAAAAAAACAUAUUAAAUGAAUGUAAAUCAAA